AUGCUCACGCGGGUGAAAUCCGCCGUGGCCAAUUUCAUGGGCGGCAUCAUGGCUGGCGGCUCGGGCUCCGAGCACGGCGGCGGCGGCGGCGGGGGCUCGGACCUGCCGCUGCGCUUCCCCUACGGGCGGCCGGAGUUCCUCGGGCUGUCUCAGGACGAGGUGGAGUGCAGCGCCGACCACAUCGCCCGCCCCAUCCUCAUCCUCAAGGAGACCCGGCGGCUGCCCUGGGCCACCGGCUACGCAGAGGUUAUCAAUGCCGGCAAGAGCACACACAAUGAAGACCAGGCCAGCUGUGAGGUGCUCACUGUAAAGAAGAAAGCCGGGGCCGUUACUUCAACCCCAAACAGGAACUCCAAGAGACGGUCCUCCCUUCCCAAUGGGGAAGGGCUACAGCUAAAGGAGAACGCGGAAGCCGAGGGUGUCUCCUGCCACUACUGGUCGCUGUUCGAUGGUCAUGCAGGGUCUGGGGCCGCCGUGGUGGCAUCGCGUCUGCUACAGCACCACGUCACGGAGCAGCUGCAGGACAUCGUGGAGAUCCUGAAGAACUCGGCCGUCCUGCCCCCCACCUGCCUGGGCGAGGAGCCGGAGAAUACGCCGGCCAACAGCCGGACACUGACGCGCGCUGCCUCCCUGCGCGGUGGGGUGGGAGCCCCGGGCUCGCCUAGCACCCCACCCACGCGGUUCUUCACCGAGAAGAAGAUCCCGCACGAGGGCCUGGUCAUCGGGGCCCUGGAGAGCGCCUUCAAGGAGAUGGACCUACAAAUAGAACGAGAGAGGAGUUCCUAUAACAUAUCUGGCGGCUGCACAGCCCUGAUUGUGGUUUGCCUUUUGGGGAAGCUGUACGUGGCAAAUGCUGGGGACAGCAGGGCCAUCAUUAUCAGGAACGGAGAAAUCAUCCCCAUGUCUUCAGAAUUCACCCCGGAGACCGAGCGCCAGAGACUUCAGUACCUGGCAUUCAUGCAGCCUCACUUGCUAGGAAAUGAAUUCACACAUUUGGAGUUUCCAAGGAGAGUACAGAGGAAGGAGCUUGGAAAGAAGAUGCUGUACAGAGACUUCAACAUGACAGGCUGGGCUUACAAAACCAUUGAGGAUGAUGACUUGAAGUUUCCCCUUAUAUAUGGCGAAGGCAAGAAGGCCCGGGUUAUGGCAACUAUCGGCGUGACCAGGGGACUCGGGGACCAUGACCUGAAAGUGCAUGACUCCAACAUCUACAUAAAACCAUUCCUGUCUUCAGCUCCAGAGGUAAGAGUCUAUGACCUCUCCAAAUAUGAGCACGGAGCCGACGAUGUGCUGAUCUUGGCCACCGAUGGACUGUGGGAUGUUUUAUCAAAUGAAGAAGUAGCAGACGCAGUCACUCAGUUUCUUCCGAACUGUGAUCCAGAUGACCCUCACAGGUACACACUAGCAGCUCAGGACCUGGUGAUGCGAGCCCGCGGCGUCCUAAAAGACAGAGGAUGGCGGAUAUCGAAUGACCGGCUGGGCUCAGGAGAUGACAUUUCUGUCUAUGUCAUUCCUUUGAUACAUGGAAACAAACUGUCAUGAAAGUGACCCAGGGGACUGGAAGGACGGAGGGGAGGAAAACAGGGAUGUCUCUGGGCAGAGGAGACCUGGGAGGCUCCCAGCUCAGUGCAGACGAUGCAGUUUCUUCUCAGUCCGGGGGAGUUUGCUGUCCAGAAGCCUCUGGCUGUGCUUCGAGGUGACCCCUAAGAUUCCAUUUUUUUUUCAGCCACAGGUCUGGACACUGAACAAGAGCAAAAUAGGAAGCCUG
Molecule: messenger RNA, 1768 nt
Organism: Octodon degus (degu)
Lineage: Eukaryota; Metazoa; Chordata; Mammalia; Rodentia; Octodontidae
Gene: Ppm1h
Product: protein phosphatase, Mg2+/Mn2+ dependent 1H
Exons: 10
Coding region: 1-1542 (513 amino acids)
Biological process (GO): protein dephosphorylation
Molecular function (GO): protein serine/threonine phosphatase activity
Source: RefSeq, a predicted model, not a curated record